This is a messenger RNA of Cokeromyces recurvatus, 1186 nucleotides long. Its product is annotated as nucleotide-diphospho-sugar transferase. The transcript is spliced from 5 exons. Bases 29 to 1108 code for a protein of 359 amino acids. Gene Ontology annotation, cellular component: membrane; Golgi apparatus. The record is from RefSeq and is a predicted model, not a curated record. NCBI's taxonomy places the organism in Eukaryota, Fungi, Mucoromycota, Mucoromycetes, Mucorales, Mucoraceae. Gene Ontology annotation, molecular function: alpha-1,2-mannosyltransferase activity. Gene Ontology annotation, biological process: protein N-linked glycosylation; cell wall mannoprotein biosynthetic process.
AUUUUUUUUUUCUCUUUCUUUCAAAUAAAUGAUAAUACGCUUCUUAAAGAAACAAAAAAUAUUAAUAUGCUCAACUCUAUCGCUCUUUAUUAUAAUUACUUUUUUUUUACUUUAUCCAUUGAAGCCUAUUAGAAUAGUAAAUAAUAAACAGUUGCAGCAAACUACUAAAGAAAAAGCAUGUUUUGUAAUCCUCAUUCGUAAUGAAGAAUUAGAUGGCAUUGUCAGUACGAUGAGUCAAAUUGAAAAUACAUUCAACUCAAAAUAUCAUUAUCCUUAUAUCUUUCUCAAUGAUCAAGAUUUUACGCCUAUCUUUAUUAGAACUGUAUCUUCUAUUACAAACGCGCGUGUUUUAUUUGGAAAAUUGAAUGAAACGAUGUGGGGUUAUCCAGAAUUUAUUAAUCAAACUUAUGCAGCUGAAUGUAGACAAAAGAUGGCCGAGCAAAAUAUACCUUAUGCAACAAGUGAAUCCUAUAGGCAUAUGUGUAGAUUUCAAAGUGGAUAUUUCUUUAGACAUCCUUUGUUAGACGAAUUUGACUAUUAUUGGAGAUUAGAGCCCUACGUUGAUUAUUACUGUCAAAUUGAUUAUGACGUAUUUGAAUACAUGAGAAAAUCGAAAAAGAGAUAUGGGUUCAAUAUAGCUUAUAAAGAACAUAUCGAAACGGUGCCUAGUUUGUGGGAUACAGUGAUGAAUUUUACGAAAGAAUAUCCUCAAUUAUUACCUAAUAGAAAUGAGACUCUCUUCCAAUUCGUUACCAGUGAUAAUGGUGUAACUUAUAAUACAUGUCAUUUUUGGUCAAACUUUGAAAUUGGAGAUCUUUCACUAUGGCGAUCUGAAGCUUAUUUAAAGUUAUUUGAUUAUCUCGAUAAAUCAGGAGGAUUUUAUUAUGAAAGAUGGGGUGAUGCUCCUGUUCAUUCAAUUGCUGCCUCUUUAUUAUUACAUAAAGAUGAAUUUCAUUUCUUUAAUGAUAUAGGCUAUAGACAUUCAGCGUAUACACAUUGUCCUAUAGAAGAAGAAUUCCGAACGAAAUGUUCUUGUGAUCCAAGUAAAAACUUUGAUUUCAUUCCAAACUUGAGCUGUUUACCUAUAUAUAAGUCUGCUCUAAUGUGAUUAAAUCUGAAUAGCUAAUUAGUACAUAAAAAAUGGCUGAGAAAUAAUAAUAAUAAAAAUAAUAAUAAUAAUAAUAAU